This is a messenger RNA of Pogonomyrmex barbatus (red harvester ant), 392 nucleotides long. Its product is annotated as ATP synthase, coupling factor 6. Gene Ontology annotation, molecular function: proton transmembrane transporter activity. Gene Ontology annotation, biological process: proton motive force-driven ATP synthesis. Lineage: Eukaryota; Metazoa; Arthropoda; Insecta; Hymenoptera; Formicidae. The record is from RefSeq and is a predicted model, not a curated record. Gene Ontology annotation, cellular component: proton-transporting ATP synthase complex.
UGUAUGAAAUUUCUUUACGUCACUAGUCAUCUCUUUCUCUUGGUUCCUUUUGGUUCCUUCGAUAGUUGUGAAGAAAUUUUAGAAUUGUAUACGGUGAAAGUGCUAAAGAUAAAAACAAUCAUGCUGAGAUCACGUCUCGUUAAUAUGCAGAAAGCUAUUAAACGUGAUAUCAGUAUCAAUAUUCCAGCUUUGCAGAAGGCUACCGAUCCUAUACAGCAGCUCUUCCUUGACAAACUCCGGGAAUACAAGUCGAAAAGCGUGUUUCCUCAAUUCAAAUUUGAUGAUCCAGUUGUGGACACGGGCGUUAAAAAGUGAACAUAUAAUAUAUAUAUCGAUAUGUAUCAUAGAACAUUGAUGUACUAUUGAACUAUUAAAUAUUAAGUAAUACAUUU